Mesocricetus auratus (golden hamster) is the source of this 626-nucleotide messenger RNA. RefSeq names its product histone H2B type 1-M-like. The record is from RefSeq and is a predicted model, not a curated record. Gene Ontology annotation, molecular function: structural constituent of chromatin; DNA binding; protein heterodimerization activity. Bases 39 to 473 code for a protein of 144 amino acids. Gene Ontology annotation, cellular component: nucleosome. The transcript is spliced from 2 exons. NCBI's taxonomy places the organism in Eukaryota, Metazoa, Chordata, Mammalia, Rodentia, Cricetidae.
UAACAACUUAGUGUUUAGGUAAUUGAUUACCUAUAACCAUGCCUGAGCCCACAAAGUCUGCUCCUGCCCCGAAGAAGGGCUCCAAGAAGGCCGUGACCAAGGCGCAGAAGAAGGACGGCAAGAAGCGCAAGCGCAGCCGCAAGGAGAGCUACUCCGUGUACGUGUACAAGGUGCUGAAGCAGGUACACCCCGACACCGGCAUCUCCUCCAAGGCCAUGGGCAUCAUGAACUCGUUCGUCAACGACAUCUUCGAGCGCAUCGCUGGAGAGGCCUCUCGCCUGGCGCAUUACAACAAGCGCUCGACCAUCACGUCCCGGGAGAUCCAGACGGCUGUGCGCCUGCUGCUGCCCGGGGAGCUGGCCAAGCACGCCGUGUCCGAGGGCACUAAGGCCGUCACCAAGUACACCAGCUCCAAUAUGCUGUGGAACAAAUUUUAUUGUCUUCCUUCUUUUAAAGUUGAGGAAAUUAAAUGAGAAUGGACUGCACUGAAGUUGCAACUUAUAUCCUGUCUUGUGUGAAUGGAAAGACUGAGCUAUGAACUAUUCUCCAAAAUAAUUAUGCAAUCCCUGAAAAGAAAACAUGUCAUACCUCAAACUGUCAAAUUUCAAUAAAAAUUCUUUUAUUGA